UCCGUGACAUUGGUCUCAAAAACGAAGAAAGUUUAAACACAAGUGCGGUUUAUGUAUAUGCUGGUCUGUUGUGCUGCGAUUCUGAAAAAAAAUCUAUUAAUUCUUAAAUACUUUUUAAGACUGGAACUGGAAGUUAUUUAGUUGCAUUUUACUAUUUUCUAAUUACGAACAAUAUGGAGGAAGGUCACCCCCAAGAUGCCUAUGAAUUGGGUCGGGCUGCAGUUACCAAGUUAAAGGAACACGAUGAACAAUUGUCCCUUCAACUUCCCAAGGCACUCAAAGCCUUGUUUUCUGACACAGAAUUUCAGGAUGCCAUUAUGGUCUCCGGAGUGACCAACCAGCGUCAAAGACUGACCCCCAUUGCCUCCUACCAAGUCGCCAGCUCUGUGUCCAGUAGCAGUAGUGGCAGUAGUAGGCCAACAACUGUAACUGCAAAUCGCAUGAUAACCCGUACGGCUCGACGGGGACGGCAACGUUACAUUUCCUCCACAUCGUCGCCAACGCCAAGCAAGACGUCUCUUCAGCACACUUCAGAUACUGCAGGUUCCGUUACACAAUCAUCGAUACAAGAAAUAGCAUUGGAGUAUGUGGAUGACGAGAGAGCAGAAAAAGUUGUGGCCGAGGAUCGGAUAAAACCUGUAAAAAAGCGAAAAACUGUAAAAAGGAAUCAAGAAUUAGAGACUGGAUCUCAAACACAGACGCCAAAUCCUACUGUUAUUCCACAAAUCGAAGGUGACCCAGUUGAAACAAUUAAUGACGGCAACACAGUUGACUAUGAGGACAAAAACUGCCUUUGCUGUGAUGAACUUUUGAAUUGUCCAAAAGAAGCAAUGUCAAAGGAAUCAACCAAAACUAGUGAUGCGAACCCCCCAAAUAAUUUGUUCCUUCGUGAUUUAUUGUGGUUAUCCUUAGGAAUGCAAAAAUUUUAUGAUAGAACUUCACUCUCGUUUCCAUUCUGUGAAAAUUGUUCACUGAAGAUUCGGAAACUUUACGAUAUUUGCAAGCAGGUUGAGCAGUUGGAGGUGGAAUUUAACGAAAUUAGAGUCUCUCUUUGUGAAGGGAUAGUUUCAAAUCAUUUUAAAAUGACCAAAGCUGCUGCUGCAUCUGGUCAACAAGUUCAGUUGAAGUCUAAGGUGCUAAAACGGAUUGAGAAAGAGGUUUCAGAAGUACUUCCAGGAAGCCAAUUACUAAAGCAAGUUUCUAGAUUUGUAGACAGUAAAUCUCAAACCAAUGCGGAUGAUCAAUCAAAUGUUGAUGAAAGCAUUGGACCAGUCGAAACUUCGCCCUCGAUUGAAUGUAGAAUAUGCGAUAAAACGUUUACUUCUCAAGCAGCAAUUAGGUCACAUGAGAGGAUUCAUAAAUCAAAAGGACAAUUUGGCUGCAAUGUUUGUGGCAAAACUUUUAUUACCAAUCGAAACCUCAUUUACCACACUAAAAUUCACAAAGAAAAAUCCCACAAAUGCCAAUUUUGUGAUAAAAAAUUUUCAUGUAGUGGAAAUCUGAAAGAUCACAUCCGACGACAUGUUGGAUUUCGACCUUUUCAAUGCACCAUUUGCUUGGAGAGAUAUUUUGUGAUGAAACACGUUCGAGCUCAUUUUCUAAAGCGACAUCCGGAUAUGAAUGUUGCAAAGAAUGUUAAAAAGAUUUUGCAGCACAAUUCGUCGGCAAUUUAGUUGAAACUCAUUUUACUUUGGAUGGGGACGGGAUUGAUUUCCAACCACCAUGUGUCCACAAGAUUAACAUCGGAGCGUGACACCAUCAAAAGUGAAACGGGAUUCAUGUAAUAUGCGAUUUUUUAUGGUAUGCUUAAUUAAAUUAAUGUAAAAAAUGUAUCUAAAAAAUAUAUUUCUUGUAUAAAUUCAUUUAUUCUUGAUUUAAAAACGAGGAUAAAAAUAAAUGAUUUGUUUUGUGGAGUUAGGUACAAUUUGUCACGACGCCCGUGUGUUUAUACCUAACUUACAUAUUUGUUAAACUAUCUUUUUCUGUCUGUGUCUUAUCAAAGUUAA
Molecule: messenger RNA, 2006 nt
Organism: Folsomia candida
Lineage: Eukaryota; Metazoa; Arthropoda; Collembola; Entomobryomorpha; Isotomidae
Product: zinc finger and BTB domain-containing protein 24
Exons: 6
Coding region: 174-1673 (499 amino acids)
Biological process (GO): regulation of DNA-templated transcription
Molecular function (GO): RNA polymerase II cis-regulatory region sequence-specific DNA binding; DNA-binding transcription factor activity, RNA polymerase II-specific
Source: RefSeq, a predicted model, not a curated record